Molecule: messenger RNA, 5474 nt
Organism: Macadamia integrifolia
Lineage: Eukaryota; Viridiplantae; Streptophyta; Magnoliopsida; Proteales; Proteaceae
Product: probable lysine-specific demethylase ELF6
Exons: 7
Coding region: 348-4793 (1481 amino acids)
Biological process (GO): chromatin remodeling
Cellular component (GO): nucleus
Molecular function (GO): histone H3K4me/H3K4me2/H3K4me3 demethylase activity
Source: RefSeq, a predicted model, not a curated record
CAGUUAUCCGUAAAAUCAACUCGCUCUCCUCUCCUCACCCUUUCUCUGUCUUUCUUCCUUCUCUCUCUGAGUGUUUCUUCUAAUGCUUCCUUCACAAAACCCUAAUUGUUCCGUAGCUGUUGAAGCCUCACAGGUUAUGUUCUUCAUUUCUUCUCUUCGUUAUCUUUUUGAUUUAAUGUAGUUUAGUUCCAGGAGAAACUCACUUUUUCCAUCUAUCAAAUAUCUUCAAUCUAGGGUUUCAAAUGGGUACGCUAUUUAUGUUUUAUUUGAAAUUUCGAUUGCCAGUUGUAUAGGAUUGAAAUUGAUUCUAAUUUUAUUCGAUCGAGCUCUGUUGGUCUUGUUCGUUAAUGGGUGAAGUGGAGGUACCCGCUUGGCUUGAAGGUUUGCCUUUGGCACCUGAAUAUCACCCGACGGAUACCGAAUUUGCUGACCCAAUUGCUUAUAUAUCUAAAAUCGAGAAGGAGGCUAGUGCGUUUGGGAUCUGCAAAGUCAUCCCUCCGUUGCCCAAACCUUCCAAGAAAUUCGUUUUUUCUAAUUUAAAUAAGUCGCUCUCUCGAUCCCCAGAAUUAAGCCCUGAUGCUAAUGUCUCAGCUAUUUCUCCUUCCGCUCAAAUUGGUUCUGGGGAUAAAGGGAAUGAUGGGGAUUUUAGGGCUGUAUUCACAACAAGGCAUCAAGAAUUAGGUCAGAGCGUAAAACGAACUAAAGGGCUUCCUCCAGUUCGGCAGGCAUCGGUUCAUAAGCAAGUCUGGCAAAGUGGGGAGGUCUAUACGCUGGAACAGUUUGAGUCCAAGUCAAAGGCUUUUGCUCGGAAUCACCUGGGUAUGAUAAAGGAUGUUUCUCCACUUUGUAUAGAGGCAUUGUUUUGGAAAGCCGCUUUUGAGAAGCCCAUUUAUGUGGAGUAUGCGAACGAUGUUCCGGGCUCGGGCUUUGGAGAACCAGAGGAACCAUUUUUGUACUUCCGUAGACGGAAUAGAAAGAGGAAAUUUUAUAAUAGACGUCGAGGAAUCAUUAAUGAUGAGGAUCAGGAAAGGGAUACUGUAAAUAGAGGUGGCAAGGUUAUAGAGAAGGAUUCUUCUAUGAAGAUUGAUUCUGAUCCAUCUUUGGGGAGUGUGAACCCCUCUUCAAGAUUAUCAACUCCACAACCAGAUGAGAGUUCAAAGUUGUUGAGGCAAAAGAUUUCAAAUACUUCUAGUGACAGGGAAGGUACAGCUGGCUGGAAGCUUUCCAACAGUCGGUGGAAUCUACAAGUUAUUGCACGAUCACGCGGCUCACUUACGCGGUUUAUGCCAGACGAAAUCCCUGGUGUUACUUCUCCCAUGGUUUACAUUGGCAUGUUGUUCAGUUGGUUUGCUUGGCAUGUGGAAGAUCAUGAGCUUCACAGCAUGAAUUUUCUCCAUACUGGUUCUCAAAAGACUUGGUAUGCAGUUCCUGGAGAUUAUGCCUUUGCUUUUGAGGAAGUUGUUCGUGGCCAGGGUUAUGGAGGAAAUGUCGACCGCUUAGCUGCAUUGACACUCCUAGGUGAGAAGACAACUCUAUUAUCUCCUGAGGUUGUUCUUGCAUCAGGGAUUCCUUGUUGCAGGUUAGUGCAGAAUCCUGGCGAAUUUGUUGUGACUUUUCCAAGAGCUUAUCAUGUAGGAUUCAGCCAUGGUUUUAACUGCGGGGAAGCUGCUAACUUUGGAACUCCACAAUGGCUCAAGGUAGCGAAGGAAGCUGCAGUGCGUAGAGCUGCUAUGAAUUAUCUUCCCAUGCUUUCGCAUCAGCAGCUGUUGUACUUGUUGACCAUGUCAUUCGUUCCAAGAGUACCUAGAGCCUUACUUCCAGGGGCACGGAGUUCUCGUCUACAAGAUCGUCAGAAGGAAGAAAGAGAGCUGCUAGUGAAGAAAGCAUUUAUAGAUGAUAUGUUUUAUGGAGAUACUAUACUAUCAGCACUUCUGGCGAAAAACCCUACUUAUUAUGCUGUCCUAUGGGAUCCUGAGUCUCUGCCUGCCCCACGAAAAGAUUCUCAGUCAUUUUCUUUCUCCACCACUCCUGAUGCCCCUAAUUUAGUGGUUGAUGAGAGAAGCAUGGAAACCUGCCAGUCUGAUAAGGGAACAUCUUUUCUAGAGAAUGUUUCACACAACGAGGCUGCUAAUGUUGCUACGAUGUCAAGUGGGAAAAUGUCCUCUGUUGAUAGCAAGAAUGAGAAUAUUUGCAAUAAUCUGGAUGAUGAAACCCGAUCAUAUAUGGAAAUGGCGGAAUUGUAUGUGGAUGAUGAUGAUUUGCCAUGUGGUUUACAUGUUGAUUCUGGAACACUGGCAUGUGUGGCCUGUGGUAUUCUUGGUUUUCCAUUUAUGUCUGUAGUGCAACCUUCUGAGAGAGCAUUGAAAGAACUCUUUGCUGCAGAUGGUCAAUCGGUUCAGGAAGGCUUGGGAGUUUUAAGUUCUAGAAAGUUCCAUGCUUCUUCAGACCAGGACGUUAGUGGCAAAGGUUCAUCAGCAGCUACAGAUGCAGAAGGUGAUAUAAAUCAGAAUCGAGAGGGGAGAUUGCCUUUGAACUCUGAGAAACAUAUUCCUGAAACUGAAGGUCCAAAGUCAGGGAGGGGUAUCCAAUUAAUAGAAAAUGGAAUGGAUGCUGUUACUUCACUGUCAGAAGCAACAGAGAAUGAAGAUCUUAAAGAGACUAAUUCGAAUCGCCACCUAAUUGGGACAUUUUCCAGUGCCAAACUGAACCAGUCGAUACUUCCCCAAACACAUGAUCUGCAUGUUGGCCCCUCAACUUCACAAGUUUCUACAGUAAAGGCUGAUAUUCAUGCUGACAAGUGCUGGAAUACAUCUAAUGGAUUUCUUAGACCACGGGUCUUCUGUUUGCAGCACACCCUUGAGGUCGCAGAAAUGUUGCACUCAAAGGGUGGUGCAAAUGUACUAAUAAUUUGCCAUUCAGACUAUCUUAAAAUAAGGGCUCACACAUUGGCCAUAGCAGAAGAAAUUGGCACUCCUUUUGAUUGUAAAGACAUUCCUUUGGAGCGUGCAUCCAUAGAAGAAUUGAACUUAAUUAAUAUAUCAAUAGACGAGGAAGAACAGGAAGAAUGUAGGUUGGACUGGACUUCAAAACUUGGUAUCAACCUCCACUACUUUGUCAAGCUCAAAAAGAUGUCUCCAUUGAGCAGAGAACAGCAUGCACUGACCUUGGAUGGGUUGUUCUCUGAAAUGAACCCUAGUCCAGACAUCUCAAGCCUAAAGUGGCAGUCCAGGAGGUCUCGCACACAUCGCAAGGCAGCAAAUGGUUCAAGUAAAUCCAAGUUAUCUGAGAACUCUCAAAUAAAGAAUAAUGAUAUGAUGGUGGGACAAUCAGGUGGCUGCAAGGUCGUUCCAGAAAAUAAAAUUAUUCAAUAUUCAAGAAGAAAAUACCAUGCUGUUCCAGGUGGUAUAGUGGAAGCUAGUAAGUCUUGUGACCGUUCUAGAAAGAAAAUGCCAAGUGAUGUUUCAGAAACUAUUGAUGGAAACUUGGAUGUGGAUGGCAGUAAGGCAUCUGAAGAUACUUACGGUCCUGCUGAGAAAGGAGGAAAAAGUGCAGUGGAUUUGGCUGUUUUUUCUACUGUUGAAAACUCCAACACACUGCCAGAAAUCCAGCAAAAUGAGGAAGCCGAUAAGAUGAGAGAGGUUUGUGAUCCUGUGCAGGCUGCAUGUUUGACUGCUGGUAUCUCCAUAUCCGGAAUUUCAGAAGCACGGAUAGAUAAGCAUAAUGCUGAGGAAACUAACGUGGAUGGUAAAGCUUGUAAUUUGGUUACUCAACCUGGUGCUGAAUUGCAAUAUGACAUGUCUGCUGAUGAAACUAGCAAUAUAAGUAAGAGUUCUGAUUGUUCUGAUGAGAUUAGUCAGGUCUCUGACCAUAUAGAAUUUCCUGCUUCAUCAACAGUUUCCAUCCCAAGUGAGAGAAUUUUUAAAGCAAAGAAGGAAGCAAACACAACUGACAAGUCUUCCAAUUGUAUGACAUUAGAUAAGUCUGAAAUGCAGCAAGAUAUCCAAACCGCCAGUGAAAGUGGCUCUGAUCUCAAGGUUUGUGUCCAUGCUAACUCAAUAGGUGGAUUUAUUCUUCCUGUUUCAAUGCUUGAAGGUUCUGAAGUGCCUGAAGAGAUCCAAGCCACAGAUGAACCUAAAGGGAGGAUGGAGGUUCAUUCUUCCCAGAGCAAUAAGGAGGUGGAAGAUAUCCAACCCUCUAUUUCAGAGUCCAGGCCAAAUAGAAAAGAGGAAAAUAAAAGGAAAAGAGAAGUACAGAUGACAAAAGAUCAAUAUUGUUAUGAUGGAUUUAUUAAGAGCCCAUGCGAAGGAUUGAGGCCGAGGACUGGGAGAGUUUCCGUUUCUGGGACUGGGUUCGACACAAAUGGAAUGUUGGAGGAGAAAGCAGUGAAGAAGGUGAGGAGACAGCAAGUUAGAUCAACUGCUUGUAAAGAAAAAGACAAAGUGAAGGCUGCUCACAGAUGUGACAUUGAAGGCUGCCGUAUGAGUUUCAAGACAAGGGCAGACCUGCUGAUGCACAAAAGAAAUCGGUGCCCACAUGAUGGGUGUGGGAAGCGAUUCAGCUCCCACAAGUAUGCAUUGCUUCAUCAACGGGUUCAUGCUGAGGAGAGGCCCCUGAAAUGUCCAUGGAAGGGUUGCAAUAUGUCCUUUAAGUGGGCUUGGGCAAGGACUGAGCACUUGCGUGUGCACACAGGGGAGCGACCAUACGAGUGCAAGGUUGUCGGGUGUGGUCUUACUUUCAGGUUUGUGUCAGACUUCAGCCGACACAGACGAAAAACCGGGCAUUAUGUGAGCUGACCCCUUCUUUCUUGCUUUUUAUGAUGGAUGGGGUUGGCGGUCAUUAAGGAUGACAAAUGUCUAGGUUAGUGGUAGAAAAGGUGGUUUUGGACUUGCUGGAGAGGAUCAAAACGUUUGAUUCUAUGGUUGGUGGUGUAAUGAAAUCAUCGGUUUGCAUGUUCCAAAAGUAAUGUGGGUUAGAUUGGACAGCAUUUUGUAGGAAUGUAUAGAUAUUCGAUCUAGGUGUUCCGAAAAGAAAUGACAUGCACGUAGUUUCUGUUUGCCCGUUAUGGGUGGUGAUCAUCUGAAACAGGUUAAAGUGUCAGGAAUAUGAUCAGGAUGGGUCCUGUGGUCUCCAUAUUAAUGUCUCACGCAGAAAGGUGGAUCGUGAUAGACAUGCAGGAUGAUCAAGACCUAGUUCCACAGGCACAGAAAAGAGGGAUCAUGUUGACCUAUGCAGGAUGAUCAUGAACUGGUUCCACGGGCGUAGGUUUGUCUGAUGCUCCAUUGAUAUUGUUUCAUGUGUUAAUUUUCUUCUUUCAGUUUUCCUUUUCUGUUGGGAUUUUGAACCCACCACCACAUCACCCUCCCCCCUCCAAGAAAAGAAAAAGAAAAAGAGAUUGAAUUCUGAAAUUCAAAUUCAUUGGAGAAUCAAAAGCACUUGUAGAAGUAGAAUCACUCAACCGUGCAGUUAUUUUUUUA